CUGCUACUUGGAGCCGUCAGUUGGUACAAGGGGCAGGAUGAGAGAGGCUGGAAGGCAAAGGGGUUCUCACCUUGUCCUGAGCCAAAACCCUGAAACUGCUGGUAUGACCUGGAGAGGAGGACAGUCCUCACUCCUGCUCUUCCCAGGCUGUGCACCUGACUAAGGACAUAGGGAGCAGAGGUUUGGGACAGUCAGAUCUGGCAGUUAUGGUGCCAGUCUCCACUGGCUUUGCCACAUGUGCCUGCUGCACCCUCAAAUCCAGCGAGCCCCAAGGCUCCCCGAGCCCUUGUGAGGGCUUUGUAGCAUCAGUGUGGCAGCUUGUCCUUAGGCUGUGCCCGUGUCACCACAUUUUCCCUCUCCUGGAGGCUGCUGGUGGCUGCCUUGGGCCCCAGCCCCAAGCUGUGCUCCUGGGAUGAGCCAUGACAGCAGCCAAGAGCCUCCAAGAGUCCCUCUUGCAAUUUCUCACUUGUUCUGGUUCCCUUAUCGCCCCAGCACACCCUUCCCCUUUGAGAUUUCUGCUCUUGCCUCCUGCCCUGCAGCAGGAAGGAGCUUUGAAGGCUGAAGCUGCAGCGAGGGGCUGGCUGGAAGCACCAGAGGGUCUGUGCAAGGUGCUGCAAGAGCUCUGUCUGUGACACCUCUGCAGGGAACCUCGACCCACAGCCUUCAAGCUGAGGAUUAAACAGAGGGAGAAGGGGAAGGAGCCAUGUUCCAGGCCACGGGAGCAGCCAGCCCAGCCCCAGCCCAUGAGGCCAAAAGCAGCUCAGGAGGCAGCACAGUGCAGCGCUCCAAGUCCUUCAGCCUGAAGGCGCAGGUGAAGGAGAUGUGCACUGCCUGCCAGAAAACCGUGUACCCCAUGGAGCGCCUGGUGGCCGACAAAUUUGUCUUCCACAACUCCUGCUUCUGCUGCAAGCACUGCCACACCAAGCUCAGUGAGAUCAGAGCAGGAGCAAUGCCCCCCAUGGGCCCUCCAGUGAGAUCAGAGCAGGAGCAAUGGGCCCCCAGUGAGAUCAGAGCAGGAGCAAUGCCCCCCAUGGGCCCCUAGUGAGAUCAGAGCAGGAGCAAUGGGCCCCCAUGGGACCCCCAGUGAGAUCAGAGCAGGAGCAGUGCCCCCCAUGGGCCCCCAGUGAGAUCAGAGCAGGAGCAGUGCCCCCCAUGGGCCCCCCAGUGAGAUCAGAGCAGGAGCAGUGCCCCCCAUGGGCCCCCCAGCCCUGUUGGUCCAUGUCAGCCCUGUCACCAUGGAAAAGGGAAGAGCUGGGGGCUUCUCCAGCUUGAGGCACUGCAGAGCUCCCAGCCACGCCAGCCCUGCCCUGCUGGGGCUCUGCAUGAGGAGGGUCCUUGGUUUACAUCAGCUCAGUUCAGCUGGGAUGGUUCAGCCUUAAGGUUUCACAGUGUCUGUUUUUUAUAUUUGCCUUCCACUGGUACGUUCUGCGCUGGAGCCUCGUGGCAGCUUCGCCUGCGCGCCUUUAUUUUUGUAAUACAAGGUUUCCCAGCCUUGCCUGUCCUGUCCUGUGUUCCCAGGGGCCUGGGGAGGGGGUCAGCUCUGCCUCUGACUGCCCAGGCAGUGUGCAAAGAGCUUGUGUCCAUGUGGGAUUAGGGGAAUAUUCCCUAAUAGCAAUAUUUCCCUACCCAGGCAAUAGGACACAUAUAUCCUAUUCCCUGGCUACCUGUGUGUGUGAGGCUGGGGGGAAGGGGAGGCAGGGAAGGGAAAGAGGCAGCCCUGCCUGCUUUGGGGAGUGCCCAGAAGGGUCCUGCACACCAGGAGGACAAGGCAGAGGUGAGCAGGGUGCAGGCUCCUGACCACAAUCCCCCCUGGAGCCCCCAAGUUUUUGGGAACUGAACCAGGAUUUCAAAUUCCACAUCGGUGUUGCCCUGUGAGCUGCACAGCCCAGCUGGAACCUUCCACCCGCUUCCAAAUGGAGCCCAGGCCACCCUCAAAAUGCAUUUACCAGCCUGGGGAUCCCCCAGGACCAGAUCCACCCCUUUGCCCUGAUGUGUGCCACAAGUCUGCCCUGGACCCACCCCACUUCCAAUCCCCUGGUUUGGAUUGCACAGUCCCUACAAAUGAAUGAGCCCAGCGAGCCCUGCCAGGCUGGAGACACAAAUGCAGGAAAACCAGAGAAAAGUGGCUGAGUCAGGUUUUAAUUAUUAUUUACCUCUUUCCUCCAGGCACACUUUGUACAGCUGUGCUCAGGAACUCCAAUUUGUCUUUCAAAUUCUACAGGAAUUGGGCUUUUCAGAGCCCCCACAUAGAGCAGCAGCCUUGAUAUCAACAUCCCUGACUGAUCCCAUCAGCUCUGCCGAGCACGUCCCGUCUGGGAGAAGCCAUGGAAACAGGAGAUAAGGAUGAAAGAGGGAGGAAGAUGAGGAUGGGUAGUCCAGAGGAGGAAGAGAUGGCACAAAUAGCCCCUGGUCUGUGUGGUGCUCCCCCUCCUCAGUACAGCAGUGACACAGGUGACAUCUGAUUUUGGGGACAGCGCUGGCUGAGUGACCACAGGAGCCUGAUGUUGGACAAGUUCAUUCUCCUUUCCACUAAAGGUCUGUUCAGAGGGCUCCUGGGACACGCAGCCACCAUGGGGACUGUGCACACAGAUUGGGAUUGCCACCCCAAAACAGCCACCCCUGAGCAGCCCUGCUGAGGGGCUGUGAUGCUGCAGGCUCGGGGCCCCUUCCCUGGCCCCUUCCUCCUUCAGAAGGCUCAGAAAAUGAAAGCAGAGCCCUCAGUUCCACUUCCUGCCUCUGGCUGGCCUCACUUGCCAUCCCCUCAGCUCCCAGGCUGCUGAUGAGCAGCAUUUUAACAGUGCAGGAGGAUUUUAGGGGGGUAGGGAAGCAUGGAACCCCCAGGUUUUUAAAGUUGGGUUUUCAGUUAGAAAGAAAACAUUACACCAGAGAAAUAAUGAUCUUUCCUUGCCUCCUCCUCCCUCUUUGGGAAGAAUCUCCUCAAAGUGAAGGUAACAGAGCUCCCAAGUUGCUCCUUUGGCAAAGCAGGAGCUGGGGGCUCUGACACACAGGGGAUGUCAGGAGGUUUUCUCUGGUUCCAGGACACCAAAUUCGCUGCAAAUCACUGCUACAGUCAGUGCAAGACAUCCACAUUCCUCCACUUCAGCUGGAAGGGAGCUCAUGGUAUCUUCCACUUGUCUGAAACACAGAGGCUUUCCUUCUCCAAAUUUUCACUUUUUAAAAGGACAGUGACCAAAUCAGGCUUUCAUAUAAAUGAUAAUUUUAUUGUAAAUAAAAUGAUACAUUGGCCUGGCUUUGCACUGCAAGCCCCUGGUCGGUAAAUAGAGACUACUGGGUCAAGGUCUUCUGCACAAUCCAGGUUAAAGCCCUUUCUCCCUGCUUUGCAUCAUUUAUGGUGAUGAUAAAA
Zonotrichia albicollis (white-throated sparrow) is the source of this 3364-nucleotide messenger RNA. The record is from RefSeq and is a predicted model, not a curated record. Lineage: Eukaryota; Metazoa; Chordata; Aves; Passeriformes; Passerellidae.